AUGGGGUGCUGCCCGGGGAACUGCCUCAACUGCUGCUCGCAGGAGCAGGACUGCUGCGAGGAAUGCUGCUGCCAGGACUGCUGCGGCUGCUGCGGCUGCUGCGGCUCCUGCUGCAGCUCCUGCUGCGGCUGCGGCGGCGGCGGCUGCGGCGGCUGCGGCGGCGGCGGCGGCUGCUGCGGGGGCUGCGGGGGCUGCGGGGGUUGCGGCGGCGGCGGCUGCGGGGGCUGCGGGGGCUGCGGCGGCAGCUGCUGCGGCUGCUCGGAGUGCUGCGGCGGCGGCGGCGGCGGCGGGUGCUGCGGGCCCGUGUGCUGCCAGCCCGCGCCCGUGUGCGACACCAAGUGA
Jaculus jaculus (lesser Egyptian jerboa) is the source of this 342-nucleotide messenger RNA. Its product is annotated as keratin-associated protein 17-1. Lineage: Eukaryota; Metazoa; Chordata; Mammalia; Rodentia; Dipodidae. The record is from RefSeq and is a predicted model, not a curated record.